CUGUUAUACAUUUUGGUGCCACUAACACUAUUGUAGAAAACGGAACAUUUUUACAGUUUUAUUGUACAGCUGAAGGUUAUCCUCCACCCAACAUUUCCAUUUCAAAAGGAAAUGUAACUAUUGCUCAGAAUUCUAGUGGAUAUGAUUUACUUCAUAACAAAUCGAUGUAUUGCAAAGAUUCUGGUACUUUUAUUUGUGAAGCCAACAAUGGAAUACUUUUUAAUAACAAAAACUCAAAACAAAUUACGGUAUUUGUUAGAUGUCCUUUACAGUUUACAUUUUCUGAAGUAAUUAGGAACUUCACUUUUCAAGAAGGAAAGACAUUUUCAUACAAUGUUACUAUGUACGGAUAUCCAGAGCCAGACAAAUUUAUAAUAUAUAAAUCUAAUAAAGAAACAACUAAUAUAAUUAUCACCAAGUUACCACUGGAAGCUCCCUAUAUAAGUGUAGAACUAAAGAUUGACAAGAUAACAUCUUCAGAUUUUGAUCAUUACACACUUGUUAUCUUUCAAAGUGGAGUACCAAGUUUGACAUUUCAAUUCACUGUAAUUGAAGAGAAGGAGACAUCUAUCAAUGUGGCUGCUGUUGUGGGUGGAUGUGUUGCUGCAUGUUUUGUGGUAAUAAUUAUCGUAGCUGUUUGUUAUGCCAAAAGAAAAUAUGAAAUAAAUCUAACAUGUAAGAAAAAACAUUUAAAUACAUCAACAAAAGAACCGCAUAAUUAUUCUGAGCUCUCAACUGUACAACAUCAAGACAAACAUAAUUAUGAAACUCCAAUGAGCAUCACAAAUUUGUCUAUACCGGAAACAACUACACAGUAUAUUAAUGUAAAAGAACAAAGUCAAUCCCAUUCUGCAUAUGAAGAAAUUGACAACAUUUAGUAUUAUUCAAAUGUAUAGGAAUAUGGAUUAAUUAAAAUAUAAUGUAUUCAAUACCCAUGAGUUCUAAAGCAUGGAUUGUAGACUUACAGCAGUAGGGGAGACUGUAAAAGUAAAAAAAAAAACACUAUAUUUACGGGAACUCUACUUCUGACAUUAUUCUAUCAAUUCUAGAUAUUUUAGUUCAUUUAGCAAAUUUUUAUUUUAAAUUAAAAAAAAAACACGUUGGGAUCUCCACAAAAUACUUGCCAGGGCCUGCACGAUUGAAAAAAAAGAUAAAUACAAUUAUAAUAUUUAGAGUGUAUACAAUUUGUUUAAGUGUGAAUUUAUAUGUUCAAAUAUUAUUAGCUAAGAAAUGUACUAUUUAUCCUUAAAUAUAUAUUUAAAUGUAAUAAACGAAGUGAUCGGCAUACUGUUAAAAAUGAGGAGAUCUUAACUAAGAUUGAGAUAAUAAAAGAA
Biomphalaria glabrata is the source of this 1334-nucleotide messenger RNA. RefSeq lists its product as uncharacterized. NCBI's taxonomy places the organism in Eukaryota, Metazoa, Mollusca, Gastropoda, Planorbidae. The transcript has 7 exons. The record is from RefSeq and is a predicted model, not a curated record. The coding region runs from base 165 to 878 and encodes 237 amino acids.